This is a messenger RNA of Amaranthus tricolor (Joseph's coat), 916 nucleotides long. RefSeq names its product probable E3 ubiquitin-protein ligase XERICO. The coding region runs from base 120 to 569 and encodes 149 amino acids. NCBI's taxonomy places the organism in Eukaryota, Viridiplantae, Streptophyta, Magnoliopsida, Caryophyllales, Amaranthaceae. The transcript has a single exon. The record is from RefSeq and is a predicted model, not a curated record.
GACCCCUCUACUGCAGUCUACUUCUAGGCCAUUCAAAAACUCAAGUUCUCUCUCUUUAAAAAAAACUCUUAGUUUCUCUCUCUAAAAUCUUCAAUUUAGGGGUAAAAAAAAAGGAAAAAAUGGGUUUAUCAAAUUUCCCAAGUCCAUCAGAAGGUGUAUUACCAGUGUUAGUGAUGAACACAGUAAUAUCAGUUGCAAUUUUGAAGAAUUUAUUGAGGUCAAUUCUUCAAUUAAUGGGAGUAAUGAAUUGGGUAUCUAACAAUUUAGAGGAAAAUUCACCACAAAAUGAAUUAUGCCCACCAAACAAUCCCUAUAAAGUAAGGAGAAUAAAGGGUAUUUCAAUUACCCAAUUCAAGGAUUUGUGUGAUAGCAGCAGUAACAGUAAGAACAAAGGUUGCAAAUUUGUUCUUGGAAGAAGGAUAACAAUUGAGUGCUGUGUUUGUUUGUGUAAAUUUAAAGAUGAAGAAGAGGUUAGUGAAUUGUCUUGUAAGCAUUUCUUUCAUAAGAAUUGCUUAGACAAAUGGUUUAAUCAGCAUAGUACUUGCCCUCUUUGCAGAUCCAUCCACUGAAAAAGAUCAAAUCUUUUGUUCUUUUUUUUGGUUGGGAAACUUUUUUUGAGGGGCCUUUCUUUUUGUUUCCUUUUUUUGUUUUUGAAAGAGGGUUCCUUUGGUUUUUGGAACCCUUCAUUUUUUUUCACUGUUUUCCAGCAAAGUGCAGCCCAGAAAAUUAAAAAAAAAAAAAAAAACUUUGCUCCUGUAGUUUGUAGACUGUAGACAGUACUAUUGUGUGUUUGUCUAGAACACCAAUAACAUAAUCAAAAAAAAAGAAUGAAGGGUUCAAGAAAUUUUGUUGUACAUAUUGUUGUAAUAUUAUAUCCUUCAAAAUAUAUGCAAUAUAAUACUUAUUUUGAUACAAA